Guillardia theta CCMP2712 is the source of this 986-nucleotide messenger RNA. RefSeq lists its product as hypothetical. The record is from RefSeq and is a predicted model, not a curated record. NCBI's taxonomy places the organism in Eukaryota, Cryptophyceae, Pyrenomonadales, Geminigeraceae. Gene Ontology annotation, cellular component: cytosol. The transcript is spliced from 11 exons. The coding region runs from base 145 to 915 and encodes 256 amino acids.
AGCGGGAGGGGAACGUUCACAACAGUGGAGGGGGACGAGUUCGGGGGGGAGUGGGGAGACGGCGGGAGGUUCUUCGACAACACAGGGACGAACUGGGGAGGAGUUCUCAACGGGAAAGGGUACGCGCGGUACCGAUCAAACGCCAUGGUGGCCUUACGUGCGAUUCUCAAGGGCGUGAUGCGACCAGAAGAGGUGGGGACUGCGGGAGGAACGUAUGAGGGGGAGUGGUUCGACGGGGAGUGGGAAGGGAUGGGCUCUUUCUCCACGGCAAACGGCGACGUGUACUUGGGUGAGUUCCACAGAGGGAAGUACCACGGACGAGGGAUGCAGGAACUGCAGCUUGGAGGAUUCUACAAGGGCUGGUGGGUGGAGGGCAGGAAGGAGGGCAACGGGACGAUGUUUUAUGCCAACGGCGACAUCUACGAGGGGGGCUGGUUGAGGGACACGCGCCAUGGAUGGGGAAAGUUGUGGUUUUGGGAUGGAAGAGUCUAUGAGGGGUACUGGCGCUAUGGUUUAAAGCACGGCUGGGGUAGAGAAACGAUACAGAGGACCGGGCAGGUCUUCGAGGGGAAGUGGCAGGACGGGUUGCGAUAUGGGCACGGAGCGAUACACUAUGGCAACGGCGAUGCUUUCUAUGGCAACUUCGUGGACGAUGAGCGGCAAGGAGACGGCGUAAUGCACUAUGCUGAUCCCAACCUACGGGACUCAGGGGCUGACCUCAAGGCUAGCUUCAUGUUCGGAGAGCCACGGAAUGCCUUCAGCCCCAUCGUCAUCCGCAAGGGCAAUUUGACCGCUGGGAGCAUCACCAUGUACGUGCCGCAGGAUUCCAACCAGAUUGCCGACAACGCGCUGGAGUACUGGGGCAUCAGCAACACCAACUAUCUGGUGGGCACAGGGUACGCAGGAACGGGUUAGAAGAAGCCCCUGCUCAGAACCAGCUACAUGUUCAUGUCUAUCAUUGUCAAAGUAAACGAUCUUAAACGGUU